Molecule: messenger RNA, 921 nt
Organism: Heterobasidion irregulare TC 32-1
Lineage: Eukaryota; Fungi; Basidiomycota; Agaricomycetes; Russulales; Bondarzewiaceae
Exons: 3
Coding region: 1-921 (306 amino acids)
Source: RefSeq, a predicted model, not a curated record
AUGUACACGACUGGACACAAGCGUCCUCUUGGCUAUUUUGAAGAGGCUAGCUACUUCACAGCGCCUUCAAAUGACAACAACUCGUGGUACUAUCCAUCUCGAAGCCUUGAUAUGGAAGAGGAAGACGCGUCGACGAGCGCGACAUUAGGCAAUUGGGGGCGUAAGAUGAUGAAGGAUGCGAGAUGGGCACGUAAAGGGAAGCUUUCUGCAUGGGGACCUGGGAUAGAGGACUGGGAGGCAGAGGACCGUGCUCGAAAGCGUCUCAAACUCCUGUUGCCUUCCGAACGUUCCCCUCCACCGCCAAUCCUUCCCCAUCUCCGCUCACCUACUCCACCACUCACAGCACCUUAUCCCAUGCCUAAUCCACAACAUCUCAAUUACUCAUCAUUCGUCAUGAACGUGGCCGUCACGCAAUCUUUCCGCUCUCACCUACUGGAGGAUUUAGAGCGCGCAACGAAUGGCCUCAUCGAGGGUGAGGCAAAGAUGAAGCGCGCAUUCGGGCGGCUAUGGAAAGUUCUCAGUGAGGAUCCAGACCGGCCAAAAAACGGUGCCACUGUCGUGCCAAAGCGUGAGGACGAGGACGAGGACGCAGAUGCACAGAAUAGGAAUGCGGGGAGGGUCGCGCGCGCCCCGGACCUCGCCCCACCCACCCAUAAGCUCUUUAUUAUGAAUUAUCCCAAUGGUCCGCCUGUGUACGAGCCGUCUCACUUCGCGAUUCCACAAACGCAGUUGGACACUCUGACGAAGUCGCUCGCGACACUGCGGGAGUUGCAGGAUGAUGGAAGGGAAUACGUCGAACGAUUAGAGGAGAUAAGAGAGGGGCUGGGUGAUGUUCGUGCGCAGCGAGAUGCAGUCUGGAAGAUGGUGCGGACGAACGCAGUGAGAGAGUUGCAGAAUAUGGCGACGGAGUCUACCAUGUGA